Messenger RNA from Phaeodactylum tricornutum CCAP 1055/1, 543 nucleotides. RefSeq lists its product with no specific name. The record is from RefSeq and is a predicted model, not a curated record. Lineage: Eukaryota; Bacillariophyta; Bacillariophyceae; Surirellales; Neidiaceae. The coding region runs from base 1 to 543 and encodes 180 amino acids. The transcript has 3 exons.
AUGUCAUGCCUCAAGGUGUCGAACCGACGACGCGAGUGGCGAUGCGGCGGUGAAGGAAGUAGAAUAGAAGCCCCAGUCUACGUUGCUGUCCAGAUUCAGGCAUCCAAGAAUACCAAAAAAUCGUUGCUCACGCCUUUGGAAGAGCUUGAGGGCCCAAGCAAUCGCCAACGCUCAGAAGAGAAUCGAAUUUUGACCGUGGCAACAGAUUGCUUGGAUCAAAUGUCAAUGAAAGAUCCGUCCUUGUGUGUUCACGGUGAUCCAAUAUUGCUGUUAGGAGUGGAAGUUAAGCCGUCAUUAAGGAUGGCCUACUUGUACUGGGCUUUACCGUACAGUGUUCUGCUGAACGACAGCUUGACGAAGAAUCAAAAGCACUAUUUGCAGUUUAAGAUGCAGCAAAUAAUCGACGAAAAAGGAGGUGUAAUGCUUCAGCGUCGCAUCACCGCCGUUCUCAGCAGUUACUUUUCACCUCGUUUGAAACUGAAAGCAGCACCAGAAAUAAUGCUGCACGAUGCUCUAAAGGAUCUUUAUGAUUUUUCAGAAUAG